GUGGGCCGUGACGACAGCGGUGACGAAGAAGUGGGCGGAGCCGGCGGCUUCGAACUGGGAAAGCUUUGAAAGCACACCACCCAGCCUGCAACGUUGGCUUCAAAUGCGAUGGAAGAUAGCAAGAGCGAAAAGGUGGCAGAUAUUAUUCGGCUUAAUGUUGGUGGAUGCAUGUAUGCUGCUAGGCGUAAAUCUUUAUGCCGCUUUAAGGACUCAAUGCUAGCAUCUAUGUUCAGUGGGCGAUUUCCUCUGAAAAUGGAUGACUCAGGAGCUUGCCUUAUUGAUCGAGAUGGCAGUCUCUUUAAAUACCUCUUGGAUUAUCUUCACGGAGAGGUUCAGCUACCAGAAGAUGAGCAGACGCGAAUUGCAUUGCACGAAGAAGCUGAUUACUUCGGCAUUCCUUACCCUUACAAUAUUGCUGACCAUUUGGCCAAUGAAAUGGAGACCUAUUCUUUAAGAUCAAACACAGAACUCAAAAAGGCACUUCUAGAUUUUUGUGAGUCUUACGGCUUGAUAUGCACUAAGCCUACAGUGUGGGUCUUACACUACCUCAGCACUUCCGGUGCAAGUUGUGAGAGUAGAAUAAUGGGUGUGUAUGCCACAAGAGCGGAUGGAGAAGCAGCAAUUGAAAAGAAGCUGGAAGGAAGAAAACACAACAGAAAUAUUUACAAGAGGGAAGCCGGAAAUAAUGUCCAAUAUAUCUGGAGCUAUUAUUCAGGGUCCGAAUUGGAAAAGAUGUUGGAUGCAUUUAAGGCUUGGGAAGGGAGAGGUGUCAGUUAUUGGCGAGUCCCGCAGGAACUGAUAGAAUGUUGGACUCUUGAAGAACGCCCUUUGAAAGGAAGUCUCGAAAGCAUGCCUCCAAUUCAUAGACGACAAUUAAUAGAUCUUUCUGAAGAAGAAGAAGAGGAAGAAAGUCACUUGAGCAGUAGAACAGGCCGAAAGCCAAUUCAGUUUUCUGGUCCAUCAACAAGUACUCACAUCACAAUUAAGAAUUCUGCUUUUGUAAAGGUAGCAGUAGGCCCUACAUCUUCCUGUUCCCAGAAGACUCUUAAGCGACCUAGCGGAGACAGUUCAUUACUGUGCAAAGAUGUACCAAAACCGGCAGCACCCACACCAUUGACUAAAAAUUCUCAGGAAUCUGUUAGGAGCACCGAAAAUGGGGCAGACUGCUGCAGGAUGCUAAAUGCCCCGUUCUCGAAGAAGCCUGCAACCAGUCGUGCGGUAAAACUCAAGCGGACUCCACUCUGUAACGACCGGUUAACUCAACACACUUCCCAGGUGCUAAGUACAGUAGCUGAGCACCAAGUUCCAUCUGUUGCAGUUGACUCCGCUCCCGGUUCCCAAAACUUCGGCCAGGAGGAAUUUGGACACUCCGGGGAAAACGUUACUGCUGAAAAUAAUUUACAGGAAGACCAACUGAACGAUGUAGGAUCUUUUGGGAGUCCAAAUAAAUGUGAUGCAUUUGGUAGGGGGGAACAUUCGCAUUUAUAAUCAGAUUUAGAAUGAUUUUUCUCUUUGUGUGGCGAAAGAGGUAUAUGGAUGCUUGUUCAGAAAUAUUAUGUGCUUUUUUGUCGUUCACUCAUUCUAGA
This is a messenger RNA of Lacerta agilis (Sand lizard), 1586 nucleotides long. RefSeq names its product potassium channel tetramerization domain containing 18 (gene KCTD18). Bases 109 to 1488 code for a protein of 459 amino acids. The record is from RefSeq and is a predicted model, not a curated record. Gene Ontology annotation, molecular function: protein binding. Gene Ontology annotation, biological process: protein homooligomerization. The transcript has 7 exons. Lineage: Eukaryota; Metazoa; Chordata; Lepidosauria; Squamata; Lacertidae.